Molecule: messenger RNA, 753 nt
Organism: Cyprinodon variegatus (sheepshead minnow)
Lineage: Eukaryota; Metazoa; Chordata; Actinopteri; Cyprinodontiformes; Cyprinodontidae
Gene: mettl5
Product: methyltransferase like 5
Exons: 7
Coding region: 78-704 (208 amino acids)
Biological process (GO): rRNA methylation
Molecular function (GO): rRNA (adenine-N6-)-methyltransferase activity; nucleic acid binding
Source: RefSeq, a predicted model, not a curated record
CUGUCACUAAAAUAUACCAUUUAAUGUUUAUUCGCGGUGUUACUUACACUGCUGUGGAAAAAUCCCAGUAGUGCGAAAUGAAGCUGAAGGAGCUAGAAAGCUGUCUGCAGCAGGUGGACACGUUUGAGGAGCCUAAAAUCCUGCUGGAGCAGUACCCAACCAGCCCGCACAUUGCAGCAUGCAUGCUUUACACGAUCCACAGCACGUUUGACGACAUAGAGGGUAAACUGGUGGCAGACCUGGGUUGUGGCUGUGGGGUCCUCAGCAUCGGGGCUGCCAUGCUGGACGCUGGUUUGUGUGUCGGUUUUGACAUCGAUGAGGACGCACUGGAGAUAUUCAGAAGGAACGCAGAAGAGUUUGAGCUCUCCAACGUGGAUCUGCUCCAGUGGGAUCUAUGCCACCUAGAAGCUGAGGCUUAUGCUCAGAGGUUUGAUACGGUUAUAAUGAAUCCACCCUUUGGUACAAAACACAACCAAGGGAUGGACAUGAAGUUUCUCCGUGCUGCUUUAACCAUGUCAAAAACAGCGGUGUACUCGCUUCAUAAAACAUCAACAAGAGAGCACAUACAGAAGAAGGCUAAAGACUGGGGAGUGAAAAUGGAAGUCAUUGCAGAACUGAGGUAUGAUUUGCCGGCUUCCUACAGGUUCCACAAGAAAAAGUCGGUUGACAUCCAAGUGGACUUCAUACGAUUCUCCAAAGCCUGAAUUUUUUUUUUUUACUGGAAUGGGAUUUAAAGUUGCCUCUACAUUUUAC